Molecule: messenger RNA, 3685 nt
Organism: Lepisosteus oculatus (spotted gar)
Lineage: Eukaryota; Metazoa; Chordata; Actinopteri; Semionotiformes; Lepisosteidae
Source: RefSeq, a predicted model, not a curated record
AGCCUCCAGUCGGGAUGGGGCCGACCUAAUGCGGCAAGGGCGCCCGACUGAGCCCCCGUUGCGUUACAAUAUUCACAUAGUACCCAAAAUGUCAGAUUGGGAAACAGACGAUGACGAUACAAAACUAUUGGAAUAGAGACCAGCUUGUUUUUGUUCCUGAUGAACUCUUAGCAACAUCAAUUACUUCAAAUAGCAACAAUUCCUGAAAAAUUAAAAAAAAUCGUUCUAUUGUGUGUUAGAUUAACUCACCUCGUUGAACUGAACAUAUACUUUAGUGGUUGCACUUUUUACUCCACCUCUGUAGGUGGCAGUAAUGAGCCGAAAAAGAGUGUAAUCUGCAAUAAAGGUAAAGCGGAAGGGGGGAUUUUCGUGCUUGCAAACCUGUAGAGGAGUGGUAUAUUCAGGUAGCACCCGCAAUGUCGGAUUGGGAAGCGGACGAUGACGAGACACAACGUGUAAUUAAAGCUGAGAAGCGGGAAUGGAAGCCGGUACAAUCCUGGAAAAACAGUCGUUUUGAGAGAAAAGAGGGAUGGGGUCCACCAAAGCCACAUGGAAGAGGGGAGCGAGUUGAGCUCCAGUGGCAGCCAAGUUGGCAGAGCUCCAGCGACGGUGCGAACAGAGCCGGAUCUCGAUUUGGGGAGAGAAGUAAAUCGCAAUCGACUGCAGCCUUGACCUUUACAAUUGAAAACUCGGCAAUCGGGAGAGUAAUAGGCCGAGGGGGUAUGAAAAUCCGUGAACUACAAGAAACUACCGGAACAAGAAUAAAGGUAAAUAGAGGAGAAUACCAAGGUGAGGUGCAGAUCUAUGGAAGAGGUGAUGCUCAACAGAAAGCCAAAGAGCUGAUUGAUGAGCUCUUGUCCGAGAAUUCGGAAGAUGGCUCGCGCUACAGAAGAGGCUCCAGGGACACCUGUAAUAGUGGAAGAAAGGAGUUGUGCUGGAGUAAAGCAGCAGUGCAGUCUACAGAGGUUUCAGCAGCACCGCCAAUAGACUGGGUUUCUUUGAGAGAAAACCGUCAUAGAUAUGAAGCGAUGAAGUGGGAAAAUCUCCCGCCAGUAAAAAAGGAGUUCUACAUUGAGGCAGAGAGUGUAACUAAUCUUACAGCAGAAGAAGUGGAAAAGUGGAGAAAGGAGAACAACAAUAUUUAUGUCGAUGACUUGAAAGAUGGAGAAAAGCGUCCCAUUCCAAAUCCAGUUAGAACAUUUGAGGAAGCUUUUCACCAUUAUCCGGAAAUCAUGGAAAAUAUUCUCCAAGUGGGAUUCCAAAAGCCUACACCCAUUCAGUCACAGGCAUGGCCAGUUGCACUGAAGGGGAUUGAUUUAAUUGCAAUAGCCCAGACUGGGACUGGAAAAACCCUGGUUUACCUUCUACCUGGCUUCAUCCAUAUGGACCAGCAGCCUGUUUCAAGGAAGAAACGCGAUGGUCCUGGAAUGCUGGUUCUCACUCCAACCAGAGAGCUGGCUUUGCAGAUCGAGGCCGAGUGUGCCAAAUACACCUACAAAGGUUUCACAAGCAUUUGUAUUUAUGGAGGAGGAGACCGAAAAUCCCAGAUAAACAUGGUGACACAAGGAGUGGACAUCAUCAUUGCAACACCGGGAAGACUGAAUGACCUUCAGAUGAAUGCGUAUAUAAAUCUGAAGAGCAUAACAUACUUGGUCUUAGAUGAGGCAGAUCGCAUGCUGGACAUGGGUUUUGAGCCUCAGAUCAUGAAGAUUAUCCUGGACAUCCGGCCAGACAGACAGACUAUAAUGACAAGUGCUACUUGGCCGGCUGGUGUGCGACGUCUUGCCAAGUCCUACCUCAAAGACCCUAUGAUGGUGUACGUGGGAACUCUGGAUUUAGCCGCGGUGAACUCUGUUGAACAAGCUGUUCUUAUCGUACAAGAAGAGGAGAAGAAGGAUUAUGUUUUUGAUUUCAUCCAAAAGAUGGGACCGGAAGACAAAGUCCUAAUUUUUGUUGGAAAAAAACUAGUUGCUGAUGACUUGUCAAGUGACCUUUGUCUUCAUGGUAUUCCGGUGCAGUCUCUACAUGGAGACAGGGACCAGUGUGACAGAGAACAAGCACUGGAUGACUUUAAGAAAGGUAGAGUGCGAAUACUGGUUGCUACUGAUCUAGCAUCCCGGGGGCUUGAUGUGCAUGACAUCACCCAUGUGUUUAACUAUGACUUCCCCAGAAACCUCGAGGAAUACGUCCAUCGGGUGGGGAGAACUGGAAGAGCCGGCCGCUCAGGAGCAUCUUUAACCCUGGUGACAAGGCAAGAAUGGAAAAUAGCUUCCGAACUUGUUCACAUUCUUGAAAGGGCAAACCAGGCUGUCCCCGAGGAGCUGGUGCUGAUGGCAGAGCGGUACGAGAAGCACCAGCACGAGAAGGAGCUGCUGGGGGGCAGCAGCAGAGGAGCGGGUGGCAGGAGGGGCAGAGAGAAGCAGCGUGCCAACUCCAGCUGGAAACUCUGACCUGCAGCAUGUGGGUGAACUGCGAUUUAUUCCCAUCAUCUGGAGCACUGUCCAGUUUGGUCAUUAGAAUCCUCAAAGCUUUGCAGUGCUAAAGUAUUGUGUGCCAGUUACACACUGUUCAUGUGUGCAGUUAGUAUCAGAGUUUGUGUUGUUCACACAUAUAAAAGCAUAUUAUAAUAAUACAGAAAAUGGCUCACUGAUAAGAAGGUUUUUUAUACCAGGUUUUACUAAACAUAAGUAAUAUUGUGUAGUUAUUCUUAUUUCUUAGGUCAUCACAUAGGUCUCAGAUUUUUCUUCUGUUCUCUAAUCUACCGUUUUAAUGCUACCUGCAAACUAGUAAAGGCAAUAUAAUUGUACUUUUAAAGUUCUGCAUUUAGGGCUUGCCAUGCUUCUUACAUUGAACACCAUUAACAUUUGCGUUUGUUUUAUCGGUUUUGAAAUAUGAGUUAUUUUUAACCUCCACUUUAAAAAAAAAAUACACUGCAAAAGAAUUUUGAUUCAGAUUUGUUAUGCAUUUGUUUGGUUACCAUUAUUUGAGUGUAUGACUACAGAAACACCAUUUAUUAAAGUCCCUUUUUUUAGAUGAUAAAAUUUACCCAAAAUUCCUAUUUAGCCAAAAUAGCCUUGAGGAUCACUAAGUUUCCUUUGGGAAUUUCCCACAAAUGAUGCAGUUUGUGCUUUUAACAGUAGAAUAACUUAAUUAGAAAAUUAGAACUAAGUAUGAACUAUAAGAUAUUGCAAAUGAAAAUGUAUCUUGUGUGAAAUUUGUGCAUUGUUUGCUGUCCAAUGCAAGUUGAAAUAUGUACUGAAAUAGUGCAUAUUUUGAGAAAAGUGUAAAUAGCGUACACAUCUGUGCUUUUUCAACACUAAGUUAAGUUUCAUAUUUUUCUAACUGGACACAAGCAAUGAAAGCAAUGGACCUCUUAAAGUUUUAGGAUCCCUAUCCAUGUUUUAUGAUCAUCUCAAAUUAACAUCUUUCUCUCUGGUUCAAAACUGUAUAGUAAACCAAGUACUCAAUUAGUACUGAUCUUGAUAAGAUGGAUCCGCAGUUGCAUAGAACAUAAUUAAGUCUUUACAAAGUUAAAUUUACUAAGCAGUUCAAGUGAGUUAAGUGCAGUGCCCAUUGAUGUGUAUGCGUGGAUUUCCAUGUUUAUUCCCAUCUGCCAUGGUAAAUCCCCUACCUUUGGUGGGAUUUUCCAUGAACUUCCCAGAUAAACUGAAAUUCAAUUCUAAAA